AUCGAUUCCAUUGCAUCAGCGAAAAAGUUGAUGAGACGCAAGUCAGCAUGCAUCACACAUACGCACAGAGAGAGAGAGAGAGGAAAGCCAGCCAUCGUCAGCAGAGGGGAAGCCAUGAACAGGCCACACAGUCCGAGAAGGAGGCCAUGGACGCAGGAAUCCAUCCGCGAUGGACAUACAUACAUAUGUGUGUGUGUGUACAUCCGUCUGUAUUGAGAGGACAUACAAAACGGACAUACACAUAUGGACACAGACAGAGGGACAGACAGACAGACUGACAGAGGGAGAGAGGGAGGGGGACGGGAGAGAGCCAAACUGAGGCAGUCAAGGCAGCAGAGACGAGCACAUGGCCAUCCAUCCCCACACCACGAGCAGUAAGGAGGAUUGGAGCGCAUCACUCCAGUCAGUGUGUGUGGCUGUGCACGCGAAAGCCCUCAGCAAAAGCGCCUCGGCGACCGUACCGAGUGCCAUGCAGGGGUCACACAGAUAUGAACUUAAAGCGACACACACACACAGAGAGAGAGGAAGCCGCCCCGACCGACAGUAAGGCAAAAAUAACUGACUGCAUGGCAGCGGUCUGUCUGCGUGGUGUGGUGAAGUGUGAGAGGAUGGGCAAUCAAUGUGAAACACACACUGCCAUGUCUGUCUGUAUGGAGCAAACAAUGCGCCACAGAUAGAUGGAUGGAUGGAUGGUUUUGCUAACACCAUUCCCUCCCUCCCUCCCUCUUUGUCUGUCAGCAAGUGGUCCUACAUCGGUUGGCGGUGCGCUCUUCUGUCAUCUGUCUCUGUGUGUGGCCGGGAUACCAACACACCCCUCAUGCAAAGACGGAUAAGCGCUGCAACCGGUCGAUUGCGCCCAUCAGCACAGGUGGCCCGACCCAAACACAAAGAUCCAUCCAUCAAAGCCCUCACACGUGCUGUGCUGUACACAAAGAGUGGACGGACGGAUGAGAGAGAGAGAGAGGGAGAGAGAGGAUGCUCUGUGUGUGUUGGAAAACAAGGUGAGGGACCGUGCUGUCUGCCUCCCUGGUCUGCUCCCUCCCUCGUCAGACAGUCCACAUGGGUCUGUGUGGCGCCUCGCAUUCUCACCGCCAAAACAACACCAGCGAGUAGACCCACAUGCAGCGGCUCAGCUAGUGGGCUGCUCAAUUCUUCUACACAGACGGCCGCACUCUCACACACUAUAGCCCCCAACAGCCAGCCAUGAAGACCAUCUCUUCUGCACCCCCAGGCACCAAUGCACUUAUCAUCACACUGUCUGUAUGUGGGCACUCGACGGCCUCGACAGCCCCUCUUGCCUCCAUUGCCGUGUCCGCCUCACGAGUCACUCCGAGUACUCGCCGCUACCUGAUCAACACAGACACACACACAUACACACAAUCAGACACAAGUGAGGCAGAUCGACAGGAGCCAGGGGAUCUGUGCUGUGCUGUGGUGCGUACAUCCGUUGCCGUCUUGUACGUCGUUGGGAUCCAUAUCAUCGUCAUCGUCAUCGCCCUCAUCAACGUCUCCAUCUGCACCAUCCAUCCACACGUGUGUGUGUGUGUGUGUGUGCAUUGCUCUCUCCCCACCGUCAUCGUCGUCACCCUCACCCUCACCGUGGCCGUCUUCAUCUACACCACACAGACAGAGAGGGAGGGCACAUCCAUCCAUCCAUUCUCAUGUGUGUGUCCCUCCCACCCGCCCUCUGUCUGUCCAUACCAUCGUCACCGUCGUCACCCCCCUGCUGCUGUGGCUGCGGCUGAGGCUGUUGUCUGUCGAACAUGUCAGGCCCCACAGCCUCCAGCGCCGCACGAGCCAGGGCGGUCGUCUGGGGGAAGCGGUCCUUGAAUGCAGCACCCUCACCAGAUGCAGCAGCCUCGGUCGUCCACACAGUCACCACGACUGCAGACACACAAGGUAGAGAACAUUAGUGGCAUACACGUGACUACCAGAGCUUCCUGUCUGUCGACCUGACCUCUGUUGUUGCCCCUGUCCCAGAUGACAAUCCAUGCGACGAAGUUGUGGCUGUUGUUGGUGAGCACCGGGUAUCGACCACCGUGCUGGCUGAAUGUGGUGGUGCAUCCGUCCACCGGUGUGUGGGGCGACUGGUUGAGGAGGGCAUGCAGACGACCGCCGCCAACAUACCUAAAACAACAACACCACACACACACACACAAUCAGACACCCACCCCUCUCACCCACUGGUGCCAUCGGUGGCUUACCUGUCGAGAUAUUUCGUUGUGAAAUUGGUCUGGUGAGUCAUCAACGAAGUGGCUGAGGAUCAAACGCUUGGUGCACGAGGACAGCGACGAAUAAGUGAAGUAUCCCGCACUCCACCAUCUUCCGGAGUAGUAGAAGAUGACGUUAUGCACUGGCGGGUCGUCCUGUAGUCGGCGCUGCAGGUACAGGUGGCCGGGCGGGAGGGGCGGAUUGAAGUCCAGCCGGUAGCCGGGCUCGUCAUUGAUGGCCCGCACAUGAUGGCCAUGGCGGAACAGCUGCAGCCGGCUGCCGUCACCGAAGUCAAUGUGACGCCCCACCACCAUCAGCUGCGCCAACACACGGGGAAGCGAUACAUACACCUACACACACACAACACACACACACACACAUGGAUGAGCAAAUGAGGCCAUUUCUCCUCCUCCCUCCCGCCCUGUGAGUCCCACCGUCUUGUCGGCGUGUUUGUUGAUGUCGGCCGCAGUGAUGUUGACGGGCAGCGUGCAGCAUGCACACUGGCUGGCCCACCGCAGCACCUCAGCCACCUCAUCCCAGCUCUGCUGCUCCACCAUCCACAUGGCUGCCACCAGCAGCCGCUUCUCGGUCACCGACUGUGGGUCGAAGGCUAUCACGGUGUCCAGCGGGGUCCCAUCGGCAAGCCGAAUGCGAUGGAGUGACCAAUUCAGUCGGCUGCGGAGCGUCUGGGCAGGGAAGUGGUCAUUGCCGACGAAGCGGGCCGCGGUCCUGAGGCGGCCGAUGUCCUUGGCCUCGUCGUAGAGCUGGUAUCUAUCGUCCCGGUGAAUGAAGUCGAGGCACUGGCCGUGGACGGACGGCGAGGCCUCGUCGGUGGUCCUCCGCGGGACGGUGUUGCCCAUCGCACCUCAGUCAAAGGCCACUCAAGG
Messenger RNA from Vitrella brassicaformis, 3098 nucleotides. NCBI's taxonomy places the organism in Eukaryota, Vitrellaceae. The record is from the annotation of a GenBank genome assembly.